This is a messenger RNA of Hevea brasiliensis (rubber tree), 1476 nucleotides long. Its product is annotated as 26S proteasome non-ATPase regulatory subunit 6 homolog. The record is from RefSeq and is a predicted model, not a curated record. Gene Ontology annotation, biological process: proteasome-mediated ubiquitin-dependent protein catabolic process. NCBI's taxonomy places the organism in Eukaryota, Viridiplantae, Streptophyta, Magnoliopsida, Malpighiales, Euphorbiaceae. The transcript is spliced from 8 exons. Bases 135 to 1295 code for a protein of 386 amino acids.
CCUCUACAGUCGUAUAAAAUAGCUCCGGCAAAGUCUUACAUAUUUAGCAUCAUUCGGUUUCUCCUUGCCUCCUUGCUCAAGCAAAACCCCCAGAAAAGGAAACUCGAGAAUCUAAACUCACUGAGUCACCCUUAAUGGAAGGGCAAGAAGGAAUUCAGCAACCGCACCUCAUACUCGCUCACAAGCGCUUCCUUCUAACCCACCCCGAUGUCCCAGACAUUGAGAAGGUCCACCUCAAGGAGGAGGUCUUUACGGCCGUCAAAGCUGACGAUAUGGUUCCCUUGUACGAAACCCUAGUGGGCGAAGGGUUACUGGAGAAGGAUCAGAACGUAUUGGAUUCGAUGCGUGCGAAGAAUGAGGAGGAGCUCAAGAGGCUCGAUGAGAAGAUUGCUGAUGCUGAAGAAAACUUGGGUGAAAGUGAAGUUCGAGAAGCUCAUUUGGCCAAAUCUUUGUUCUACAUUCGAACUGGUGACAAGGAGAAAGCUUUGGAGCAACUAAAGGUGACAGAAAGCAAAACAGUUGCAGUUGGGCAAAAAAUGGACUUGGUAUUCUAUACUUUACAGCUUGGCUUUUUCUACAUGGAUUUUGAUCUCAUUUCCAAGAGCAUUGACAAAGCAAAAAACUUGUUUGAAGAGGGAGGUGAUUGGGAAAGGAAGAACCGGUUGAAGGUGUAUGAAGGCUUGUAUUGCAUGUCCACUCGGAAUUUCAAGAAGGCAGCAAAAUUGUUUUUGGAUUCCAUUUCAACCUUCACUACCUAUGAACUUUUCCCUUAUGACACCUUCAUAUUUUAUACUGUUCUUACAAGCAUAAUAUCAUUGGAUAGAGUUUCCCUGAAGCAAAAGGUAGUGGAUGCUCCUGAGAUCUUGACAGUGAUUGGGAAAAUCCCGUACCUUUCUGAGUUUUUAAAUUCUCUAUAUGAUUGUCAAUACAAAUCAUUUUUCUCAGCAUUUGCUGGCCUCACGGAGCAAAUUAAACUUGACCGCUAUCUGCAUCCACACUUCCGAUAUUACAUGAGGGAGGUCAGAACUGUUGUCUAUUCUCAGUUUUUAGAAUCCUACAAGAGCGUUACCAUUGAAGCAAUGGCAAAGGCUUUUGGUGUGACAGUGGAGUUCAUUGAUCUGGAAUUAUCACAUUUUAUUGCGGCGGGGAAGCUUCAUUGCAAGAUUGAUAAGGUUGCAGGUGUUCUUGAAACUAACCGGCCUGAUGCAAAGAAUGCUCUUUACCAAGCCACUAUCAAGCAGGGAGACUUCUUAUUAAACCGCAUUCAGAAGCUAUCUCGUGUGAUUGAUCUUUGAAGUUUAUGGGUGUUUUUUGUGAAUCUGCAAUGGAUGCCAUAAUCGGAGGUUUCCAAAGUAAAAGGGAGCAUAGGGAUUUCAUAUUUGAUGUUUUUCAUUGAAUCAAUCCGUACUAGUCGAGUUGUUCUUUAUUUGUUUCUUCUCAAAAUAUAUUAAGAAUUUAAGCAUUUUGCUGAUUUCA